Messenger RNA from Vitrella brassicaformis, 955 nucleotides. Lineage: Eukaryota; Vitrellaceae. The record is from the annotation of a GenBank genome assembly.
CCUCAGUCAUUAAUUAUGCAUCCCUCGAGACCUGGGUAUACUCCAAAAAGCUCUUCCUUGUGUGUCCACACACACACACACAUAAAGAGUACUUACUGUCUGUAUACACUGACUGCACAGUGCAGACAGAUGCACACACACUCCACAAAGUGGGACCCACACACGUACAAACAAAGGCAGGUACACUUGUUGUGUCCAUCCAUCCAUCUACUGCCUGCCUGGCCGCCGUGCGUCUAUCUAUUGGCUCUUGAUGCUCAUCUUGAGCUGCUCGAUUCUCUUCCGGUAAUAGGCGAUCAGCUGCGAGACACGCCAACACACUCUGUAGGCACAAACACACACACGUCACUCACACGCUGCAGAGAGGUGAGACGGGUGCUGGCUGACAUCCACAAGGUGAUGUUAGAGAGGCUGAUCCACCUGCACACACACACGCACACACACACACACCGAUCAUGGCAGGCGGGCACACACCAGUAAUCAACCAAUAGCAGCAGAGUGCUUCCUUCCGUACCAGUUCCGUUGGUGCCUCCAGAGGUUCAUUUUCCAUCUGUCCUCCAUCUGCACCUGAUAGGGCGAGGUCGCCGCCUGGGUGCUCCUCAUCUUCUGCAGGUCGACACUCUCAUACGCAAACAGCACCAGCGUCACCAAAGUGAUGAACGUCACCACCCUGCACAAACAAUCCACACACAAUCGAUUCUGUCGCAUCUGCCUGUCCUGUUUGUUCUGUUUGCCUGCAUACCGACCUGAUCCUGGCGAGUCCGAUGGAGAUGUGAGCCGCGCAGAGUGCAUGGCCUGGCCGAGGCGCUCGAGCAUCACCACGCCAGACAGCAGCAGGAUGCACAGCGUGGCGGCGAUUGGGGCGCAGAUCCACGCGAUGAACGACCACACCGAAGCCAUUGAUGGCACCGACGUUCGGCCCCGUCUGUCUGUAUGCCUUUGAGUGAGCCUCUUCAGC